Messenger RNA from Coregonus clupeaformis (lake whitefish), 3533 nucleotides. RefSeq names its product ubiquitin-conjugating enzyme E2 D4. Gene Ontology annotation, cellular component: nucleus. Gene Ontology annotation, molecular function: ubiquitin conjugating enzyme activity. The transcript has 7 exons. The record is from RefSeq and is a predicted model, not a curated record. Lineage: Eukaryota; Metazoa; Chordata; Actinopteri; Salmoniformes; Salmonidae. Bases 232 to 675 code for a protein of 147 amino acids. Gene Ontology annotation, biological process: protein polyubiquitination; ubiquitin-dependent protein catabolic process.
UUCUCCAGCAGCAGUGGAAAGAGAGAGAGGGGUGAGAACGUUCUUAUUAUACCUCAGUGGGUGAGAAAGCUAGCCAACCUUCUACGGUGGAAACUACAGUUAUAUUCGAAAAAUCCCACGAUAGUUACAUUAUUUAUAUACACACAAAGUGACUGGUUUGAAAAACAUCGUAAUUUAACCGAAAUUAUCUGUGCCAAGUGUAUUAGAGAGCCAUAUCUAAUUAAACGAGCAAUGGCGUUGAAAAGAAUUCAAAAGGAACUGACAGAUUUGCAGAGGGAUCCGCCUGCACAGUGCUCAGCGGGACCAGUUGGAGAUGAUUUGUUUCACUGGCAGGCGACAAUAAUGGGUCCGAAUGACAGUCCUUAUCAGGGAGGGGUGUUCUUUUUGACUAUUCACUUCCCUACAGACUACCCCUUCAAACCACCAAAGGUUGCGUUCACGACAAAGAUCUACCACCCCAAUAUCAACAGCAAUGGAAGUAUUUGUCUGGAUAUAUUGAGAUCACAAUGGUCGCCUGCACUUACUGUAUCAAAAGUUCUCUUGUCAAUCUGCUCUCUGCUUUGCGAUCCGAACCCAGAUGACCCUCUUGUACCAGAGAUUGCACACACCUACAAAGCUGACAGGGAAAAGUACAACAGACUAGCAAGAGAAUGGACACAGAAGUAUGCAAUGUGAGAAUGCCUGUGAAAUGAAAACACUAAAAGAAGAAAAACACGUUUAAUAUUAACACAAGGCAAACGAACAAGAGGGGAAACAUAACUACACACUCUGGUUGGAGAAGGAAGCGAUAAAAUAAGGGACAGUGCAACCUGGCUGCUAAGUGCCGAGCUGCUGCCAUGUGCCAUUCUUCAUGACUUGUAUGGAUCAGCUGAGCAAGGCCUAAGGAACUCCUGAAAGCACUCCCUUAUGGAAGACUGGAACCUCCCCGUAGUCCAGACCACCACACCCAGACUUUAACUAUUACGACUUCUAUUGUGACUAUUAUUAUCAGUGUUACUAUUCAUAUUCUUAUUAUGAUUACUUAUUAUAAUGAUAUCAUUGUGUUAUUCUACUGAAUGCUGAAACAUGGGGUUUUGAAUUUGGAGGGGCCUAGUUAGCGGUUUGGUUCUCCCUCCUUUCAAAGGUACUAUCUUUGCCCCUCUGGAUGUCUUGUAUUACUGUAUGUUCAUGUAUUCAGUGGCCUUGCUGUAUUAUUGUAACAACCUCCUCUCAGAUGUUAGAUGUGCAAUUGAGUUGGAGUGCUCAGCACAUAAUGGUGCAUGGCUAUAUGCAGCAGCGUGGUUCAGUGGCUCACUAAGACUCUGGAGAUGGUUCGACCCAAACUAUCUCGCACCCGGACAUAAUGUGAGACGAUUCAGACAGUCAUUCUGUAUCCCCCUGAGCGAAUUUGUUUUAUCACUCAAUGCAUUUUGAAAUGUCCCAAAUGCAGUGACGGGUGGUCCUUGGAGAGCCUGGAGAGAGGUGCUAUCAAGGUGAGCUGCCCUGGGUUGGACUGGCAUCAGUGCUCAUGGGCAAGAGACCAGGGAGAAAGUUCUGGAACCUCCACCACUUUUCUCACCUGUGUCGUCUAUGUCCCUGCUUGUCCUAGAUCCAUCCAGGGCUAGCACCUUACUACAUAAAAUCAUACUGGAAGGUAGUACUUAAACCCUGGUAAAGCUAAUCUCAAAGAGCUUAACUACUCCCAGCCAUACAGUUGAGUACACACGUAGCGAAACAGAAUGUAAGCUUGAGAGAUCAGGAUGGUUCAUGAGGCUGGAGGUAGAGUGCCACCCUGUAAAUACAGUAGCUCAGGUAUAUAUCCAACUCACCUGUCUGUGAAAGGGCACUGUAGUGACCUAUGAUGUGAGAAAAAUGACCAGAGCUGUGUUGCACACUGACAUGCUGCUUUAAUCCAGAAGUUGUCGUUGGAGACAUUAUCUGACAUGGGUCAUUCAUUAGCUUUCCCUUCUCAGUUCUCACCGUUAUCACAGAUUGUUUUACUGUACAACACUAUGAUGUGAAUGUUUUCAAACAGUUUUUGUUCAUGCUGUGGAUAGACACCGCACAUGCUAUUUCUUUGAAUAUGCCAUUGGUUAAAACUGGAGUCAUUUUUAAUUUAGAUGGGAGGUUGAAAAUACUUUAUUUAAUGACAACUGUUGCAGAUCUAUGAAUUAACAUGUUUUUUUUUUUUGUUAAUGUGAGUGACUUGAGGUGUAUUUCUCAUCUUGGUUUAUUGUGAGGUUUCACAUGUUUCCCAUGCCUUUUACAUUUUAACAUAACAUGAGCUGUAACCUGGGUUGUGCCAGAUGUCUUGAGAUUUUGUUAUUGUCAUUGGAACAUUACUUUCUCUUUAUUUUUACAGAGGGUCUGCAACAGUGCACAUAGGCAAUACAUUUUUAACUUAGUAUUCAGCAAGCUUGAUUGUAGUUUUUUUUUUAUGUCACUAAAAUGACCACUGUUGUAAUUAAUCUGGCAUUAGUAAUAUCACAUUUUAAAGUCAACAAUUAUUUAGUCUGCAUCUGUCUUGAGCUAUAAAUUGUUUGUUGACAUGGAAAGGGAAUAAAAAGUAUAGGGGGGGGGGGGCAGUAUAAGACUUUUGGCAAUCGAAAUGCUUGGUAUUGUAGCAGUAACUGUCGUUCAUGGAUUUAGUGAAAGAUCAUUUAGGUUGAUUGGGCUGGAAAAGAGGUUGUACUCUAGUCUACACUAUACUGCAGAUUGGUUUUAUUUAGGAGCCCAAUGCAUACAGUCAUUAUGAAUUACAUUUAGAAUUGGUCAUAAGGCUAUGAUUUUGGCACAAAACGCUUUUUCACAUUUGUUCUACAAUUUAGCAGCAAUGGAUUGAAUAUCAGAAUCAUCUGGCAGUCAAACCAUUUCUUAAAAAGACUGAGGCAGUAAGUAAUGCCACCGGACAAAACAUUUCUUAAGCUUGCUGAUUUUGCUCCGUAUAUUUGUUUUGGUUGUUUGGUUAUUUUUUUGUAAUCUGUCUUCCAGUUGUCUGUUUUGUGUGCAGUCAGCCUCAAUCCAUCAAAUGUUUCUUUCAGUAUGACAUCCUGGUUUGCUCCAAAGAGAUAACAAAUGAUCUCACUGGUCCAAUGGGUUCUCAAUGGAGGUCAUGAUAGGCAGCUUGGCAUGCUUUGCACUCUGGAGAACCUUUUCACAACCAUUUGUCAGAUAUCAGGGAUUUCUUUACAAUUAAUUUGCCUGACACCUCUGACAAAAACUUAGCCUUAACCAUCAUUUUGUGUAUAGAUACUUUAACUUGCUAUCAGGGCUUGUUUUCCCCUAAAGGGAAAUCAAUUUAAUUUUAUCACUAGAGACUUGCAAUUAAAAUGUAAAUGGGACAACUCAUUUUUAAAUGUACAGCCUUGCUAACUUGAAAUUCAGGACCAGCCUUCAUAAAUAAAUGCAUCUCAAAUUUGAUAUCUCUGUAGGUAUGUCAAUAAGACUUCCCAUCCCCAUAACCAAUUCUCUCCCCUUGCAUACACAUGACAGAAAAUAAUUGAGUUGUCAAUUAAAAUAAUAAAACUCAUUUUGUUUUAUGUUUCUGAAAUUAA